GAGGCGUUGUGGAGAGGUGGUGGGCGGGCGGAGCCGCGGCGCAUGCGCGGGCCGCGGGAGCUGCGACCAAUGACGUCACGUGGAUCGAUCGGGCGCACAGCUGCCCCCGCCCGCGCCAGCACCUGUCACCACGCGGCUGCCAGCACCACCCGCGCCAGUGGACCACCAGGCGGGUUCAUGUCUCGGGCCGCGCCGCCUCGCGCUCAUGUGCGGGCUAAGCUUUAGGACCAGAAACAGUCCGUCGCAGAAAACCUCCCUCCGAUGGGGCGACAGUUGCUCUCGGCCUAACAACUGACACUAGAGUAUCUCGUUCAACUGUUAAACUGUGCACCAAUAGUGAUGAGUCAAACAUAUCGUAGUAAUAAGAUGACACGUUUAGAUUAUAUAUUUUGAAUCGUAAUUUUAUCGGGGUAAGGACGUUGUUCGAAUGUUUAUAUAGAUUUACAAGUGAGAAUGAGUAACUGUAGAAGUGUUUAGGAGAGUGGUUGCGGCGGACGCAGUCGGAUUUUGAGUGAACACCGUCACCACCGGCCCCACCAUGAUCAACAUCGGCGGCGUGAUCUCCAUCAUCCUGUUCUACGUGCUGAUCCUGGCCGUGGGCAUCUGGGCCGGCAGGAAGAAGCCCAAGGGAGAUGACAGCGAGGAGGAGGUCAUGCUGGCUGGACGGUCCAUUGGGCUGUUCGUCGGCAUCUUUACUAUGACUGCCACGUGGGUGGGGGGCGGCUACAUCAACGGCACGGCGGAGGCCAUCUACACGUCGGGGCUGGUGUGGUGCCAGGCGCCCUUCGGGUACGCACUGUCGCUCGUCUUCGGCGGCAUAUUCUUCGCGAACCCGAUGCGCAAGCAGGGCUACGUGACCAUGCUGGACCCGCUGCAGGACUCGUUCGGCAGCCGCAUGGGCGGGCUGCUGUUCCUGCCCGCGCUGUGCGGGGAGGUGUUCUGGGCUGCCGGCAUUCUCGCUGCUCUGGGCGCGACCCUAGUCGUGAUCAUCGACAUGGACCACCGCACGUCCGUGAUCUUCAGCGCGUGCGUCGCCGUGUUCUACACGCUGUUCGGCGGGCUCUACUCCGUGGCCUACACCGACGUCAUCCAGCUCUUCUGCAUCUUCAUUGGCCUGUGGAUGUGCAUCCCGUUCGCGUGGGCCAAUGACCACGUCAAGCCACUCAGCUCCAUGGACGUUGAUUGGAUAGGACAUAUAGAUCCGGCGUAUUACUGGUUCUAUGUGGAUUAUGGCCUGCUGCUCAUAUUUGGAGGCAUUCCUUGGCAGGUGUACUUCCAGCGCGUGCUGUCCAGCAAGACGGCGGGGCGCGCGCAGCUGCUGUCGUACGUGGCGGCCGCGGGCUGCAUCCUCAUGGCCAUCCCGCCCGUGCUCAUCGGAGCCAUCGCCAAGGGGACCGCCUGGAACGAGACAGACUUCAAGGGCGACCUCACAGAGAACGGCGAGCUGACGGCGGACCAGACGUCCAUGAUCCUGCCGCUGGUUCUGCAGCACCUCACGCCGGACUUCGUGUCGUUCUUCGGGCUGGGCGCCGUGUCGGCCGCUGUCAUGUCCUCCGCUGACUCCAGCGUGCUCAGCGCUUCGUCUAUGUUUGCCAGGAACGUGUACAAGCUGAUCUUCCGUCAGCGCGCGUCCGAGAUGGAGAUCAUCUGGGUGAUGCGCGUGGCCAUCCUCGUGGUGGGCUUCCUCUCCACCGUCAUGGCGCUCACCAUCCCCUCCAUCUACGGGCUUUGGUCGAUGUGCUCGGACCUGGUGUACGUGAUCCUGUUCCCGCAGCUGCUGAUGGUGGUGCACUUCAAGAAGUACUGCAACACGUACGGGUCACUGGCCGCGUACAUCGUGGCGUUCGCCGUCAGGCUGUCUGGAGGAGAGAAGAUGCUGGGCCUGCCCCCGCUGAUCCACUACCCGGGCUGGGACCCCGAGAGCGAGGUGCAGCUGUUCCCCUUCCGCACCAUGGCCAUGUGCAUGUCGCUCUUCACGCUCGCCUUCGUGUCCUGGCUCUCCGUGUACCUGUUCAACAACGGCUACCUGAGCCCCGAGUCGGACUACUUCAACUGUGUGGUGAACAUCCCCGAGGACAUCCGGCGCGUGGACGAGCCGUCGGAAGCCGGCGAGCAGAUGUCGGUGCUGGGGGGAGUCCCGGGCCGGCUGUACGGCGCCGCGCAGACCCUCGUCGGGCCGGACGAGAAGUCGGGCCGCAUCAACCCGGCUUUGGAAGAUGAUGAUGAUUUAGAUGACCCUAAUGAUGGCCCGACCCCCCUGUUCGGCAGCAGCAGCGCCCCCCCGCCGAUGCAGCCGCUGGGCAAGCAGACGGCUUUCUGAGACGAUUAUUACCUCUACUAGGUGCUCGGGCGUGCUCGGCAAUGUUCGACAGAGUUCGGCAGAGUCGCCUGAUCUACAUCGAAUCACCUAGUCCACUAAGCUCAACCUCGUGACUCUUCCAGCAUCACAGUGGAUGGUGAUAGUGUAAGUCACUCGGUAUAUAAAUGCACACGAUGUCUUAGCAAAAGCAAUAGAGUAUCUAAAUGAAUGUUAUACUUAAUGUUUGUACGUAUUCUUACACGUUAGGAAAGCGACUGUUUAUCGCAACUCAUACAUAUCAAAUUGUGAAUUCUAGUCCUAAAAGGCUUUGCGUAAAUCGUUAGAGAUGAUUAUACCUAAAUACUUAAAUGUAUGUAAAUGUUUAUAUCAAUAAAAGAUUCCUUAUUUGAGUCAAUUAAAGUAGAGAAGAAGCACAUUAUAAUAUGUUUCAUGUUGCUUCGUAGAGUCAUGAACGUACGGUAGGGUCGACGCACACUUCGCCUCCACGAGACCAAAAUGUUUCAUCAAAAGAACGAGUUUAUAUUUUGAGAAUAGAGUGAAUAUUAUAUUGAAAGAAACGUACCUAGUCGCUUCAAAAGCAAAGUUAAGUGUUUAGACUCUGUUCAUUGUUUUUAUCAAAUGUUUAAUGAAUUAUGUAGUAUGUAUAGAAAAGUACAACUUAGCAGCUUUAAUUCUUUUAUAGGCGAAGCUUUUUUAUUGCGAUUUCUUGUUAUUAUUUAUUUAUGAGAUCAAUUUGUGAGAGUGAUCGAAUUUAUGGAUUUUUGUGUAAAUAUGUAGUAAUUUUUAUAUUUUAAUUAUCUUUAUUGUGUACUUACGCUUUUUGAUUAGCUUUAUCAUGAUAGGUGUACUUACCUACUUAAAAAUGUGUAUUAUUACUACUACUACUUAAAGGUAUGACUAUACCUGAUAAACUAGUAUGUUAUAUCUACGUGUGAUUAAUGUUGGUAAAUUAUGAAGAGUCGAUUUUCAGCGACCAAGCAAAUUAAAUUCACGUAUUGUAAUUAAUCAAGUAUUGGUGUGUUUAAAAUAAAAAAAAGCUUUUUAGAAAAAAUAUAUCAAAAUUAAUGUUUUGUAAGUAGUAUUACUACAAAACAAAAUCAAUAUUUCUUAAAAAUAUUUAUCUAUAUUAAAUAAUAAUAUAGUAUACAAUUUAAUUAUUAUCGUUCAAAUGAAUGUAAUCAAAACAUAUCGAGUAGAUGUUUAAGCAAAUUGUAUGUGUUUAUAUAAAGUAUCUGUCCACACGUAACAAAAUAUUAUAUAUAUCAUGGUUUUAUAAACCUAUAAAUAGAUAUUAAGUAAAUGGCUGGUUAGAAAACGCAUGUAAAACCUUCGCAGUUCAGGGAAUGUGAUACAUUCACUGAUUCUACGAUUACUCUUCACUAAGACUUAAAAAUAAACUAUACAUAUCAUGACCUGUGACUUAAAUAUAUAAUAUUAUAGAUACUAGAGUGAAAUGGAGACAUAUCAUUACGUGUAAGUGUAGAUUUAGUCCAUGUUGUUGUUCUUCGACCGCUACUUGGAGAUGUUUCUGCGCAUUUCAUGUAAAUACUGAAUACAUACAUACUCGAAUAAAUAUUA
Messenger RNA from Plutella xylostella (diamondback moth), 3898 nucleotides. RefSeq names its product choline transporter (gene ChT). NCBI's taxonomy places the organism in Eukaryota, Metazoa, Arthropoda, Insecta, Lepidoptera, Plutellidae. Gene Ontology annotation, biological process: acetylcholine biosynthetic process; transmembrane transport; choline transport. Gene Ontology annotation, molecular function: choline:sodium symporter activity. The record is from RefSeq and is a predicted model, not a curated record. Gene Ontology annotation, cellular component: plasma membrane.